Molecule: messenger RNA, 723 nt
Organism: Neolamprologus brichardi
Lineage: Eukaryota; Metazoa; Chordata; Actinopteri; Cichliformes; Cichlidae
Source: RefSeq, a predicted model, not a curated record
UGUUUUCUGUUUUGUCCCAGUCACCCAGUAACACAAGCAGCAAUGCAACUUUCAUGCAGGGUGACAUCUCUCAGAAUCCACAACUGCGCUUCUUCCAAUUAGUUUAUGGCAUGACUGUGAUCAUCACGGCACUGUUUGCUACCAUCAAAGCCUUCGUUUACACUAAUGUCACCUUGAAUGCUUCCUGCAAACUCCAUGACACAAUGUAUAAGAAGAUUAUUGAUAGUCCGAUGAGUUUCUUUGACAUGACUCCAUCGGGCCAAAUUCUAAAUCGUUUCUCUAAAGAUCAAGAGGAUGUGGAUGCUGAGAUUCCCCCUCCACGUGGAUGUUUUCUUGCAGUAUUCUCUACUCAUCCUGUACACCAUAAUGAACAUUGUGGCUGUCUUUCCAACCCUGAUGGUAGCUGUGGUUAUAAUGGGAGUCCUGUCUAUCCUGCUCCUCUUGUGCGUUUGGUUCUCGUUUAGAUUUAACUGGCAUAUUAGUUUAGUUGGAAAUUUGAGCAAUUCGCAGGUUGUAGGCUUCCAUGGUAAUGGUUACAUGUUUUAAUCAGUAGUUAAAUGAAUAUUUAGCCAUGACAAGUCUGUUUGUGAUCCAUCUGCAGCGUAUUGAAUAGGCACACAUGUCAGAUAAAGAAGAUGGAGAACAUCAGUCGCUCACCAUGGAUCUCUCACACCACCUCUUCCCUGCAGGGCCUCAGCACUAUCCAUGCCUACAAAAUAAGAG